GACUCUUCGUUGCUGAUGUCGUCAUGCAUCUCAGCGACCACAUCCACAAGCGUGCUCCCAGGAGGCUAGUCGCGGAUCCCCAUCAUCGAAUUAGUUGUCGCUUUGACCAGAGUGCAUACUCCAUGAUGGCCCUGGGGAAGCACCUUGGGCGCCGCUGUUCCUGGCUUUGCGAUAAGCCACUGCGCUAUACUGUGCUCCUGUCCGGAUGCGUUCAAGGGACAAUGGACAGACUCCCUCGGUAA
Molecule: messenger RNA, 242 nt
Organism: Symbiodinium sp. CCMP2592
Lineage: Eukaryota; Dinophyceae; Suessiales; Symbiodiniaceae
Source: the annotation of a GenBank genome assembly